CUUUAAAAUAUAUAAAAUAUAUAUAAUAAAUUUUGAAUCUAAUCCAUGGAUUCAAAAUGUUCUUCAAAUCCAACUGGAAGGGGUCCUCGUAAUUAUAAAUGUAUAUAUGACCCUGAACUAGACUUCCAAGGUUUAAGAACAAGUAAUCAUCCUUUAUUUGAAUAUGGCGAUGAAUCUUCCUUAACUUCUCCACAAGAUCCUCGACAAAAUAAACUUGUUUAUGAAAGAAAUUUUUUAAAGAGUCGUUUCCUUUACAAAAAAUAUCUUUAUACAGUUGAAUAUAAAUUUGAUGAACACUCAGUAGGCACAAAGCCUCCUAAUACUAUUUUAGUAUCUCGUUUAUCACCACUUAUGACAGAUACUCAAAUUAUGACUUACUUUUCAGUUUAUGGUCAAGUUCAAUCCGUUGAGAUUGAGAAAUGUCCAAAUACAGGUGGCUCAUUAGGCAUUGCCCAUGUUACGUUUGUUUCGGAUGAUUUAAAUGAUGGUCAUGCUGCUGCUUGUUUAGCUGUUGAAAAGGGAAACGGUCGUAAAAUGGGUGUUGCUGAAUCUGUAAAAGUUUGCUUUGAUCCAACAGGCAAACAAUUAAAAUUAGCUAUUGAUGAAGCAAACAGACCACCUUCUUUACCGUCACAAGAAUCAAGGAGUCCUUCUUUAGUUAGUAAUCAUCGCUCAUCUAAUACACCUCUAUAUAAUAGUCGACAUCAUCAUCAUCAUCAUCAUUCUUAUUAUGAUUAUUAUAGUGGUAGUGGUAGUGGCAGUAAUAGAAGAUAUCAUCAUUAUUCUGAAGAUGCAGAUGACUAUUGGGAUGGUCGACAUUAUUCUCGUUCUUCGCGUGAUCAUUAUCGAGAUGAGCGAAUACCAUCUAGAUAUUAUUCUUAUCAUCGUUAUUUAUCUCCACGACGCCAUCAUUCUCCUGAACAUUAUUCAUUACGACGAUAUCGAUCUUCUCAUUAUUAUGAUAGAAGAAGUCCAAGUCUUGACUCAUAUGAUAGAUAUAGUAGAAGCCCAAGCCCUGCUAACAGUAGUCGUAGCAGUAGUAGUAAUAAAAGACGUCGACCCACAUCAACUCAUAUAGAUAGUUAUGAUGAUAAAAGAAGAAAGUCGAAUUCAUCAACACCACAUCGUAUUGUGCAUCCAAAGUUAAUCAUCUCAAGAGAAUGUUUACCAUUUGUAAGAGGUGUCUUGGAAGAAUUAAAAAAGAUGUACUAUUAUUACGAUUAUAUCGAUAUUUAUCAUGAUGAAGAGGAUUGGUUUAUUGUAUUUGAUUCGUUAACAAUAGCGAAAAGGGCCUUUGAUGAGACAAAUAAACAAAUCCUGAUGGGAUAUAAAUUAUCAAUUACAUUAAAGGAUGUAUCAGAGAGAACAACGUUAUCAAAGCAAAAUGGGUCUGAUUCAGUAGUCAAUGGAGUAUUUCAUUUAAAUGAACCAUCAUCUAAUGAAGUCGCUAGUAGUCUUUCCAAUCAUAAAAUAAGUCAGAAUACUACUGUCAAUCGCCAUACACCAAUGACUGCUAAAGAGCUACUCUUUAAUCAAUUAGCAGAUGUUUUCUUGAAAGAUUUGAAGAACCGUAUCGUUGGACCUACGAUUUACGAUCAUUUAAAAUCAAUGAGAGAGGUACGAAAACACGAGAUGUCACGUAUCGUGUCGAGUCCUGAUCAAAUCAUCGAUUCAAAGGAAAAGAUAGUUGAGUCUGUUAUUUCGUCUAACAAUAUAACAAAAAAGUUGCCUCAUUUCAAAAAGAAGUCUUCCUUGUUAUUAACUUCUUUGAAGCGUAAUGGCAAAUCCUAUCACGAUCUUUAUUCUAUUUCUACUUUUUCAUCAACGGCUGAAGAAGAAGAAGAGGGAGAAGAAGAAGCAGUAGUAUCAAGACAGCAUGAUACCGUUAUCUCACAGACUUUAGAACAAGUAAAGAAAGAAGAGACAACUUCAAUAUCCUCAUCGCCACGCAUUUUUUCAUCCUCUUCUAGCUCUGAAGAUGGUGAAUAUCAUUCAGGUCUUGAAGAAGAAGAAGAAAUAGACACUAAAGUGAAAAAACCGACAACGAAAGGCCGUCAGCCAUUUCGUUUGCGGGACUAUCUUAGUAGUGAUGAUGAAUCCAAGAGUGAGGACGUUGGAUACGAAGACUUUUUAAAACAAUUACGACAAAAGAGUAGUACAGUAGAGAGCGAAUCAGAGGAUGACUUUAUUGUGGAGGAUGAUGUUAGUUCUCAAAGGAAAAAGCGUAGACGUGUUAAUUCAACACAAACAACAAGGAAGAUAAAGAAGACGAUAAAAAAAUCAAAAUUACAUGAGAUUGAUGAUGAUGAUGAUGAAUAUACAGAUAACGAAUAUGACACAAAGACAAGAAUCAAAAAGACACAUAAAAAGAAACAGAUACAGAAAAAUAAGACGACUUUAACUGAAGAAGAGCCACUACUUGAACGAAUUUAUGAGAUAAAAGAAGAGGCAGCAACAAGGGAAACAAGUGUAGCAAGUUCUGAUUAUUAUGAAACAGAUGAAACAGAACAAUUGAGUAAAGAGGAAAUGGAAAAGAUGCUUUUAGCUACAAUGGAUGAAUCGGAUAGUGAAGAAUUAAUAGAGCUCCCAGAGAAACUAGACGAACCACCUGAAUGGGAUCCUAUGAAUCAAAUUAAAGAUCCAGAAGAUUUUGCAUUUUUGCGUGGGGCUUUAUUAGAGAGAGCAGGUUAUGAGUUAAAAGAACCUAUAACAAAUGUAAUUAAAGGUGGAUGUGCUCGUGUUCGUGGCAUAAAUGAUGCUAAAAAGGCUAUACCUAAAAGUACAACAACACGUACAGCCUCAACAGCAACAAUAGAACCAGAACUAAGUAAUAGUACACCUGAACCCGUCUCAUCACCUUCAAAUAAUCGAAUUACAUCAAGAGCAACUCGAGUCAAUAACCGACGAUUAGCAAUGGGCAUUGAAUUACAAAAGAAGACGAUUGAUUCAGAUAUUUUGAAAUUUAAUCAACUUAUGAGUCGUAAAAAGCAAUUGAGAUUUGCUAGGUCACCUAUUCAUGAUUGGGGACUUUAUGCAGAAGAGCAUAUUGAUAUGAAUGAUAUGGUGAUUGAGUAUGUAGGAGAAAUUAUUCGUCAACAAGUAGCUGAGGAAAGAGAAAAGAAAUAUGAGAGAUGUGGUAUUGGCAGUAGUUAUUUGUUUCGUGUGGAUGAUGAUACUGUAAUUGAUGCAACUAAAUGUGGAAAUGUAGCUCGAUUUAUUAAUCAUUGUUGUGCACCUAAUUGUAGUGCAAAGAUUAUUACAGUAGAUAAACAAAAAAAGAUUGUUAUUUACGCAAAUCGAGAUAUUGAACCUGGAGAGGAAAUUACAUAUGAUUAUAAAUUCCCAAUUGAAGCUGAUAAGAUACCCUGUUUGUGCGGUAGCAAGUACUGUAAAGGAACACUUAAUUAAAAUAAGCAUACGAAUUCUAUUACAUUUAAUACCUAUAUAAUAUAUAUGUAUAUGUAUAUGUAUACGUAGAUGUACAUUUGUAGUUAUUUUUAUAUCUAAAAGAAAAAAAAAGAAAGAAAAGAAAUGC
This is a messenger RNA of Cokeromyces recurvatus, 3535 nucleotides long. RefSeq lists its product as uncharacterized. Gene Ontology annotation, molecular function: RNA binding; protein binding; histone H3K4 methyltransferase activity. The transcript is spliced from 8 exons. Lineage: Eukaryota; Fungi; Mucoromycota; Mucoromycetes; Mucorales; Mucoraceae. Bases 46 to 3408 code for a protein of 1120 amino acids. Gene Ontology annotation, cellular component: Set1C/COMPASS complex. The record is from RefSeq and is a predicted model, not a curated record.